AUCUCGCAAGAUUGUGCGUGACAACAGUGCCAGGUGCGAGGAAAGGCAACAAAAAGUGGUAUCACGCGAGGUUAAAAUGAAGCGAAAAGAAAAAACAUCUUCAACGAAAAUCCGAUCAGAGCGCAGUCGUGCCACUCGCCGAUCGCAGUGUCCAGAGAGCCCUAAAAGGGAAAGAGUCUCACUGUUGCUUCCUGGCAGCUCAAGGAGGAGCGAAGACUAAAUUAGGCAUGGUUUCAUUGACUUCCAAUUCCCAGAGUCCCAGCAUCCCCGCAGCCCUGAGGAGGAGAGGCCGGGCGGUGAUCAUGGCCUCUGAAGCGUUGCCUGCAGCCGUAGACAAGUGCUGAGUGCUGCUGAGUGGCCCCGCACGCGUGUGCGCGCUCCGGAGACCUCCAGAGGCCUGCCUCGACAUUCUUGUGAUACUUCCAGAGACGCAGUCUUUCAGGGAGAAAUAGAGGGAGUCCCUGACUGAGGACCAACUAAAGGUGAGGAAGUGCCUUUGCUGAUGUGUGCCGCAGCUUUGACCUGCUUCUACCGCUGAAGCUCUAUCUUCUCCCCGCCCCUCCUGCCUCGCUCGCUUGCUGCCAUAGCGCAAGGAAAGUUGGCCGCGCCCUCCUCUGACUGCUCUCCGACCUGUUCGUCCAUCCGUCAUCAUCACCAUCCACCCCUCUCAGUGGGCUGCAGCCUCCGCUAAUCCUCAUCCAACAGCCCAGCAGCCCAAUCCACCGCAAGGCCCACAGAGAGCAUCGCACACUUUGCCUUUACUUAGCUUCGCCUUGGACCAUCUAAGCCGCCACACAGUCCUCAGUGUUCUUAAUUCCCACACCACUCCCCCACAAAGCAGACUACACCCAGACUAUCACCUUUGUUGCCUGCUUCACCGCAUCUUAAUCAGAGGGCUUUCUCUCCUAUGCCACUUUGACUUGUGAAUGUCCUAGAAAAGAAGUGUCAGCGAGCAAUAAGAGUGAACAUUCAGGCAGGCUCCCUCCUGGAUAAAAAUCACCUUACUUGAUCGGGAAGAUGGCGCAAUAACAGUCGCAGCCUUAAUUCGUCCUGCACCAUUUCACCCUGGACUCUUCUCUGUCAAUUUAAACAUUUUUUUCAUGUGUCAUCGCAACCUCGCAGGCGAUAUCAGCAUAAACCCACAAACGUAAAGAAAAGUCGUGGAUUAAAGCCAAAGCGGUACUUUUAUCACCAUUCAAACCGAUCCCAGCUCAGAGUUGUAUUUUGUCCCAGCGCAUUGCCAUGGCGAUGAACAUAGCACAGAUCCGUGACACAAAGUGGCUGACGCUAGAGGUAUGCAGGGAGUUCCAGAGGGGCACAUGCUCCCGCUCGGACCAAGAGUGCAAGUUCGCUCACCCGGCUAAGAGCUGCCAGGUCGAAAACGGACGGGUCAUCGCUUGCUUCGAUUCACUCAAGGGCCGCUGUUCCAGGGAGAACUGCAAGUACCUGCACCCUCCUCCGCACCUAAAGAACCAGCUGGAAAUCAACGGCAGGAACAACCUGAUCCAGCAGAAGAACAUGGUCAUGCUGGCUCAGCAGAUGCAACUCGCCAAUGCCAUGAUGCCCGCUACACAGCUACCACCUAUGCCCAUGUUCUCGGUGACACCCGGCCUGGCCACCAACGCCAGCGCUGCGGCUGCAGCUGCAGCCGCAGCUUUUAAUCCCUACCUGAGCCCCGUGUCGCCAGGCCUGAUGCCCCCAGAGAUCCUGCCCAAUGCCCCAGUCCUCAUGGCUUCCAGCCCUGCCGUCAGCCAAGUCCCCAACGCUGCUGCCGCAGCCCAGAAACUGCUGAGAACAGACAGACUCGAGGUGUGUCGCGAGUACCAGAGAGGGAACUGCUCCCGGGGAGAGGAAGACUGUCGCUUUGCCCACCCCGCAGACAGCACCAUGAUCGACACAAACGACAACACCGUCACCGUGUGUAUGGACUACAUCAAGGGCCGUUGCUCCCGCGAGAAGUGCAAGUACUUCCACCCGCCGGCGCACCUGCAGGCUAAAAUUAAGGCCACCCAACACCAGGUGAACCAGGCCUCAGCCGCCGCUGCCAUGACUCAGUCGGCUGUCAAAUCACUGAAGCGACCCCUCGACGCAACCUUUGACCUGGGUAUCGCCCCCAGUGUCAUGGCUCCCCUGCCAAAGCGGGCAGCCCUGGAGAAGGCCAACGGGGCCUCUGCUGUGUUUAACACCAGCAUGCUCCAGUACCAACAGGCCCUGGCCAGCAUGCAGUUUCAGCAGCAGGCUGCUUUCCUCCCAUCAGGCUCAAUAUUGUGCAUGACCCCUGCAGCCGGCGUUGUUCCAAUGAUGCACGGUGGUACCCCAGUCACUGUGUCUGCAGCCACCACAUCUGCCACAAGCGUUCCCUUCGCAACUGCCUCCACCAAUCAGGACUCUUCCUUAUCAAAGUUGACUACCAACGAAUACAUGCAAUUGAUUCCAAUAAUAUCUGCAGAUCAUCUGAGUAGUCACAAGUACUUGACUCAAAUGUAGUUCCUCCUAAGAACAAUCAAAUGAAUGUGUGCUGGCACCGUCCGAGCCAAAACAGUUCAGCCUUUCUUUACAUACAACUUCAGAAUGUCAAACAACGGGACUGAGGAGGGUCCGCCAUCUGUCAAAACAUCAGGGGUGCGACCCAUGCCAUCUUCCCCGAGAGAGGAGGGGACGUCUUGGUGCCUGGGGAUGUGGCGGGGUGUGGGGAGGGUGGGGGGACAGCGGGUGUCAUCACACUGCUGUACAUCUAAAUCACAGCACUCGAUUGGUUGUAAUUCACUUCACUGGACGUAGAGAAGGUCAAAGAAUGGUGUUGCGUGAGUCAAAAUACACCUCUGGUACGUCAGGUGACCAAGAUUUCUUUUAUUCUUUUUCUUUUUUUUUUUCUCUUCAUUAAGCAGCCAUAUUUCAUCGUUUACAAAAAAAGACAUGCACCUUGAAUUUGAAUCGAAACGAGAACGGCACAGCCAUUUUGAAACAGGAAUCUGCUAAGGCGAUUGAGCGCGUGCAGUAUUGUGUGUGUGUACGGCUACUAGUCAAACUAGACAGGGAUGGAUGAAUAAGUGAGGGUCGUGGACAUAUGAAUGUCGUGGUGGGGGAACCAACAUACCUGUGUACCUUGAAAGCACAGCCAGGCUUGCUCUUCUCACCUUGUCAUGUGCCAUGGAGGCCAUACAGCUCAAACCAGAGUGUUGUCUCAGCAGUGUUAUUUGUUUACCGUGGGUAAAAUUGAAAAUAAGAAAUGUAUGGCUCUUAAGAUUGUUUGUUUUUUUUUUUUUAUGUUGAUCAUUUUAGAAGUGGAUUUUGUGCUCAUUUUUUGUGUUUUGUGACUUUUAAAUUGGGGGCCGGGGAGUGUACGGUAGUUCGUCUUUUCAUUGGCUACAGUGCUGUUAAUGUUUGGGGUUGUUCUUUUUUCACGUCAGGAUUAAGAUGUCACUCAAGUCUCAAGUCCGUCGACUCUAAAACCUGUUGAUUUCGGAGGCUUGUUGUUACCUUGUCCUCUUUUUGAAGCGUGCCGACUGUUGGAUGCACCGUUGAGCUGUGUGCUCAUGGCAGUGAAAGACAAGUGUUAGGUCAUUGUGAGCAAGGGGGGGUGGGGGGUGUACACUUCAUUGUUUGUCAGGAAAAUGUUCGAUGUGAAAUGAGUGAAGCUUAAGGCAGCGGUUCCCAACCUUUUAUAUUAAGUUAUUGCAACCCAUACAAAAUCGUAAGAGUGUUAGGGCUACAUUGGAAAGAAAGAAACAUAAUAAAAGGAUAAAUUAGCAAAUAAAAAUUGAGCGAAAUUUGACCAAAUUAAAAUAUUCUCAAAGUAUUCUGACUUUCCUGAUGUUGCAGUUCUCAAAAUUUAAUUUUUUCCACAUUACAGCUAUUUCCCCACAUACAUUUUUUUCUUUUUCUUGAUUCAUUGUACUCUUUAGUCCCAAAACAGUGUGACCGUUACCUGAUAAAACUGACCUUUUUUUUGUACUCACAGCGGUAUUCCUAUAAUUCGACGAUUUGAUUCUGACGACCUUAAAACUUUUUCCUCAAUAUUAAACUACUCCCCGCAAGAAUAGACUACUCUGAUUAUAUUUCUGCUAUAAAACGUUUUUUUUUUUUCCCAUGACUUUAUCCUUGUAAUGUAAUCCUGGUUUUACUCUUAAGAUUAACACUUUUUGCCCCAUGUUACAUCUAUUCCCGCAAAAAUACUCUUCUCCUUUUAAUCCUAAAAAAAAGUAUUAUUGGAUUAUUUACCUUUGCUUCAGAAUGUCUUUUAUACAGAUACCAUUACUGCUUUAUCUUGUAGUACUGUAUUGUUACUUUGUUGUCGUUGUAAUGUUGACUUGUUACAAUGGCCUUGUAGUAGUCAAUCAUAAUGCUUGAUCUCACAAUACCUUUAGCACACAAUUAGUCAUAAUUACAGUAAAUAUUUGAAAAUACGAAUGCCCGUGAAUAGUUAACUUUAAAAUGAAAGCCCGCCACAAACUGAGUGUGCCUUCGUUUCCUGUACGACGAUGUAAAGUAGUUCAUUGUGAGUCAUUUGUAACCAAAAAAUGUACUAUGACAAACGUAUGAACCACCCCACCCACCCUUGUAUUUUUUUUUUGUUUUCACUGUGGCCCUAAUAGCCCAUGCAAAAGUAACAUGAGUACGAUAAAUUCUACACAAUUCAUUGGAGGAGGAAUAGAAAUUUGCUAAAUUUUAGAGCAAUGUUUCUCAACCUUGUAGCCAGGAAACAUAGUUUACAUUGAAAAAACAUUACAAAAGCUGUAUAUUUUUGUUAUAUCAUCUCAAAUUUACUCGCAAAUGACUUAGUCAAUGUGAAAUCUCAGCCUAGUUUGGUUGAACACAAAACGAUCGCUUUGCUUUAUGAAUGGCAACAAUUGGACAUACAGGUUAAUUGCACCUCCCGCCAUCUUGUGGAAGACCUCUGAACUGUUCUCCCUGUCACUGGCAUAGAUACGCAAACAAAGAUACUUUAUUCUACUAAAUAAAAUGGAACUUCAAUUUUCGUGGUUAAUCCGUGACAAAAAAAAGUCUGACUAAAACUGAAUCGAACGACAUCCGAAGACAUAUUUAGCGUAAGAAAUAAUAAUCCAAUUCAUCUGUUCAGACAGCGAACAGUUUUAACAUGACUGUUUGAUUUUUUAAAGAGUAACCAUAGUUUCAUAGACACAAACUAUCCAUCCAUCCAUUUUCUUAACCGCUUGUCCUCACAAGGGUCGCAGGGAGUGCUGGAGCCUAUCCCAGCUGUCAAUGGGCAGGGGGGCGGGGUACACCCUGAACUGGUUGCCAGCCAAUCGCAGGGCACAUAGAGACAAACAGCCACACUCACAAUCACACCUAGGGGCAAUUUAGAGUGUCCAAUUAGUGUUGCAUGUUUUUGGGAUGUUGGAGGAAACCGGAGUGCCCAGAGAAAAACCCCACGCAGGCACGGGGAGAACAUGCAAACUCCACACAGGCGGAACCGGGAUCGAACCUGGGUACAUUUAAGAUCAUUUUUAGCUUUUCUGAAGACUAAAUGGCUUGAGGAGGGGACAAAAGGGGAACCAUUUUUGUACUUUGCUUCAAGUUUUUGCUUGAAUUCUAUCGUACUUCUCACCUUGUUCGUACUCCGUAGAAAAGGGUCCAACGGACAGCACGGUGUAUUCGACAACGCAAGCUUUUAUUAACAACUCAAGACAGUAUUAAAAUUGAUGUAAUUCAUAAGUUCCGAACCAAUUAGGCUAACGUUUCUGUGGCAGGACUGACGAUCGCUCACAGGGGUUGGGAAUCACUGUUCUAAUCUAGAAGUUCAAAAUCCCCCUUGUAAUGUUGUUGGGAACCCCUGCUUUGAUUUUAAGACUAUUCAAGGUUGGACUUGAUUCAAGUCACAGAAACCAAAAGUCGUUUUGGCAUCUCUCUCUCUUUCGCCGUUUUGUUGUUCAUCUGACUGUUUUGUCGCCACAGAGGUGUGAGUGCGCGUCUUUAGCGAUUGUAUCGUACCUAACAGCCUUAGAUGACCAUGAAUGGGUCGCGGCCCAAACUCGUCAAUCACCAUGCAGGUAAAAAGCACCAAUGAUGUUUUAUAGUUAUCUCACACGCCGCUUACAAUACGUUUGUUGUUUUUUCUCUUAAUCUCGGUAACAUUUCUCUUAAAAAUCCAUUUAAGAGCUUUUAAUAUGUAUUACUUAAGGAUUUGAAUCUAUUUGAGAUCCAUAGUUGUAGAUGUUUCCUUUUUUUUUGGCCUUACUAUAUUACUAUAUUACUUGAGAGCAUCGAUAUAGCCGUUGUAGAUUUUAAGGUUGUAUGACAUUAACUUUUUGUUGUUUUCAAACCAUAUAAAUGAUAACGUUUUUAACUACUCACGUCAUUCAUAUAGCUGGAUGUCUUUUUUUUUCAGUUGGUGUUACAUUUUUUUUGUAGUUGUUUUGAUACGAGGAACACGUGGAAUUAGUUUUGCUGUGACCGCAGCGCCAAACAUUUUACUUGUCCACGUGUCAAGAUCAUAUUUGAAAAUAUAUUGUCAAACUAUAGGUUGUCCACGUUGUAGGGUAAACAUUGUUUUCUACUGUAUCCAUUUCAAAACAAAAAAAAAAAAAGUCGUUUGGUUGGAAAUAUUUCUUAAGUUUGCCCUGAAUGUCAGGCCAAAAUGAGCAGUUGAGAUUUUGGGGUGUUUGGAUAUUAUUAUUACUGUUUGUUGAGGUUUUUUUUUUCAUUUCAGUUUUUGUUUUCGGGGUGGGGGUGGGUGGGUGUGGGGGGGGUGAUAGGUGAGAAUCGGAGAGAAGACUUUCCCCCCGCUGGUGAAGUCAGAAAUGCUGCAGAUGAUGAGUUCUAACCUAAGGGACGAAGGUUGUGACUUUUUGCACUUCUGUAUAUAGUCAAAUAAACAGAGAAAAAUGUGUAUCAUAUUGAGAUAUUAUUUUGAAUAAAAAAAGAUCUAUAAUUAUAAGGAAUUUUGUUAGAUUAAUUUAAAUUCAUAAAUUAGACCAGCUAAAAUUGCUUGCAAAGAAGGGCACUAGUUUCUUGGCCAACGCAUUCGGAGAAAGCUGCGCGCUUUUGUUUUUUUUGUUUUUUGUCUUCUUUUUAUCAACGGCUAGUUUUGCCUGGGAAUGUUUUUUGGGGAAUAAUUGUCCCCCUGUCCUGCUUAAUCCAGCCCUUCAAAUGAUCACUUUUUUUUCAUUUGUUGGCCACUUUACUGCUCCCACGGUUCAGUUGAUUUAAAAAAAAAAAAAAAAACACCAGAAAAAAGUAUUCCAUUAUGAUUUGACUGCAUGUGAAAACCAUGUAAACGAAAAUAUAGCUACAGUAUGUAAGGGAAGACUUCAACAAUAAUCCGUACAGUCGAUAACAUCCGCAGUGGGGGAGAAAUAACACUUUUCCAAAAGUCAUUUUUACGCUUGAGCGAUGAAAUAGUUUCCGAGCAAAUAUGUUAUCUGAAGAAGAAUGAAAAUGUGGGCGCUCAUCCAACCCAAAUACAGUGGUGCCUUGAGAUACGGAUACCCGGCUUGUUUGUUUUGCUUUGACUUGUGAGCUGAAAUUUAAAAUAAGAGCACUGGCAGUGGUGAACUUGAUUAUCAGGAAUUUGGCAAAAAAAAAAAAAAAAAAAGGUAUAAAGCUGUUUAAUUCCACUCAUAGUUCAAGUUUACUAUCAAAAUAGACAUGAAGGAAUUCCAUGUUGUGUUUGUCAAACGUCUGCCAGUUUAAUACUAAUACACGUUGCAAAACAUGAAACCAGCACAAACGGUGCAUCAACACACGGACAAUUCGCAAUACUCUGGCAUAUAUUCUUCAUCCGUCUUCGUGACAGUAUUAUACUGCCCCCUGUGGCCACAGAAGUCAGUGAAUUAUUCGCCAUGCACUGUUUAAUAUUUUACAUCACAGGUGUCAAACUCAUGGCCGGGGGGGCCAGAUCUGGCCCGUCACAUGAUUUUGUGUGGCCCACGAAGCCAAAUCUAGACUGUCAAUUUCCGUAAUUCUCGUAAAAAUCUGUACCAAUUUUUUUUCAUUGUCAUAUGUCAUAAAUGAUAAAGUUGAGAUAUUACAAGCAUUUCUGUGUUACCAAACAUGAAUGGUUGAAAAACGCAUUACCCUUGAUUUCUGAUUCCAAAACUAGUUCGUAAAUUGAUGGUGUAAAUAUGAUGAGAUGAUUAAAUAUUUUUGUUCCAGUCAUCACUGCCCUCUGAGGGAAAACGGAACAACAAUGUGGCCCGUGAGAAAAAUGAGUUUGACACCCCUGCUUUACAUGCAAUUGAAUUUUGUUGUGUGGAAUGCAAGAUGAUACAGUAUGAAUUUCCUUAAUAAACUUUAGUUUUUUUCUGGGAGGAGGUGGGUGGAAUUUUUAAUUUUUUUUAUACAUUAAUUGUUGAAAGAUGAUUUGAGAUGUUUUGAGCUACGAGCAUGGUCACGGAAUGAAUUCAACGUAGAUUUCAAGGCACCACUGUACUUUUCCAGAGCCAUAUCUAUACAGUAUACACAGUAUAUUCCCAGUCAAGUCCCGGCAAAAGAUGUGUCGCUCCGCUCUCCAGACCCGUGCGCUCAGCAGGCGAAGGCCGGCCGGCCACACCAAAUGCACAUUUGGGCAAAUUCAAGUCUUUGAAAUGAAUGUAAAGCGGCUGCUUGUAUUGUUGCUAUAGAACCAAAGCACCAGUUUCUCCAAAACCGGACGUUCAGUCCGUCUCUUCCCUGCUGGGGGCACGCACACACAUACACCCACAUACGCGACAAUGCUUUUUGCCCGCUUUUUACCUGUAAGUGCAACUACCACUUAUGUAUUCGCUAACAGUUGCCACACAAUGAUGUCUGAUUUGUUUAUGCACACUUGAUUGUUGCCAUAAUUGACCCUUAUCUGUAUGGAUGAAAAACAAAAUAAAAGCUAUUUGAUUUUG
Molecule: messenger RNA, 8834 nt
Organism: Syngnathoides biaculeatus (alligator pipefish)
Lineage: Eukaryota; Metazoa; Chordata; Actinopteri; Syngnathiformes; Syngnathidae
Gene: mbnl1
Product: muscleblind-like splicing regulator 1
Exons: 14
Coding region: 1243-2487 (414 amino acids)
Molecular function (GO): metal ion binding
Source: RefSeq, a predicted model, not a curated record